Messenger RNA from Diatraea saccharalis (sugarcane borer), 771 nucleotides. NCBI's taxonomy places the organism in Eukaryota, Metazoa, Arthropoda, Insecta, Lepidoptera, Crambidae. The record is from the annotation of a GenBank genome assembly.
AUGGGCUGCGUCUCCAAGCCGUCCCUGGCGAUAGUGACGCAGUGGUGCGAGGGCUCCUCCCUGUACCAGCACCUGCACGUGCUCGAGACGCCCUUCCCGAUGCUGUACCUCAUCGACGUCGCGCGGCAGACCGCCCAGGGGAUGGACUAUUUGCACGCCAAGAACAUUAUACACAGGGACCUAAAGUCGAACAACAUUUUCUUGCGGGACGACUGGUCUGUCAAAAUAGGAGACUUCGGUUUGGCGACCGCCAAAGUACGAUGGUCGGACACGUCUGUGGCGGGCGGCGUGCAGUGGCAGCAGCCGACGGGGUCCAUCCUGUGGAUGGCGCCGGAGGUGAUCCGUAUGGACGAGCCCGCGCCCUACACCUACCGGUCCGACGUGUACGCGUACGGGAUAGUGCUGUACGAGCUGAUGGCCGGCGAGCUGCCCUACACCCACCUCAACAACAAGGACCAGGUGAUGUAUAUAUAUAUACCCUACACCUACCGGUCCGACGUGUACGCGUACGGGAUAGUGCUGUACGAGCUGAUGGCCGGCGAGCUGCCCUACACCCACCUCAACAACAAGGACCAGGUGAUGUAUAUAUAUAUAUAUAUAUAUACCCUAAACCUACCGGUCCGACGUGUACGCGUACGGGAUAGUGCUGUACGAGCUGAUGGCCGGCGAGCUGCCCUACACCCACCUCAACAACAAGGACCAGGUGAUGUAUAUAUAUAUAUAUAUAUAUACCCUAAACCUACCGGUCCGACGUGUACGCGUACGGGAUAG